AUGCCCACAGUACCUACUCGAGGUGGCCCCUCGGGAUCGCGGCCCACGUACUCAGGCGGAAAGGUUGUACCUUUCCAGAAGAAAGGUCAAGCUAUCCGUGGCGCUUCUGGUAAGACGGUCCUAGGAGGUCGUCGCCAUCGCAAAAUUCUUCGAGAUUCAAUUCAAGGAGUCACCAAGCCCGCUAUCCGACGCCUAGCGCGCCGUGGAGGUGUCAAGCGUAUUUCAGCUGGAAUCUACGAUGAGGUCCGAGCUGCUCUUAAAUCGCGUCUUGAACAGAUCCUCCAGAUGUGCGUUAUCUACGUCGAAUACCGAAACGCGAAGACGGUGACAGUGCAUGACGUCAUCCACAGCCUUUCGCGUUUUGGUCGACCAAUCUAUGGUUUUGAUCCAGACACAUACGAUGGACAAAACAGACCCAAGGCCUAG
Molecule: messenger RNA, 426 nt
Organism: Fusarium fujikuroi IMI 58289
Lineage: Eukaryota; Fungi; Ascomycota; Sordariomycetes; Hypocreales; Nectriaceae
Product: related to histone H4
Exons: 6
Coding region: 1-426 (141 amino acids)
Biological process (GO): nucleosome assembly
Molecular function (GO): structural constituent of chromatin; protein heterodimerization activity; DNA binding
Source: RefSeq, a predicted model, not a curated record